CCAACUCCACGGCCGCCGGCACCGAGCUGGCGCGGCGCAUCACGGAGCGGCUUGGUGCUGAACUGGGAAAAUCUGUGGUGUACCAGGAGACCAAUGGAGAAACAAGAGUUGAAAUAAAAGAAUCCGUCCGGGGCCAGGAUAUCUUCAUUAUACAGACAAUACCCAGGGAUGUGAACACUGCUGUCAUGGAACUGCUGAUAAUGGCUUAUGCCCUGAAGACGUCCUGUGCCAGGAAUAUCAUUGGGGUCAUCCCUUACUUCCCCUACAGCAAGCAAAGCAAAAUGAGGAAGAGGGGCUCCAUCGUCUGCAAACUGCUGGCUUCUAUGCUGGCCAAAGCAGGUUUAACGCACAUUAUCACUAUGGACCUUCAUCAAAAGGAAAUCCAAGGCUUCUUCAGCUUUCCAGUAGACAACCUGAGGGCAUCCCCAUUCUUGCUUCAGUAUAUACAGGAAGAAAUCCCGGAUUAUAGGAAUGCAGUUAUUGUUGCCAAGUCCCCAGAUGCAGCUAAAAGGGCCCAGUCUUAUGCCGAGAGACUGCGACUGGGAUUAGCAGUGAUCCAUGGGGAAGCUCAGUGUACAGAGCAAGACAUGGAUGAUGGACGCCAUUCUCCUCCAAUGGUCAAAAACACCACUGUGCACCCUGGCCUGGAGCUGCCCUUGAUGAUGGCCAAAGAAAAACCACCAAUAACCGUUGUUGGAGAUGUUGGAGGAAGAAUCGCCAUCAUUGUGGAUGACAUUAUCGAUGAUGUGGAAAGCUUUGUAGCUGCUGCAGAGAUCCUGAAAGAGCGAGGCGCUUACAAAAUUUUUGUGAUGGCCACUCAUGGCCUCUUGUCUGCAGAUGCUCCCCGUCUGAUUGAAGAAUCCUCUAUUGAUGAGGUGGUGGUGACCAACACAGUUCCUCACGAAGUGCAGAAGCUGCAGUGUCCCAAGAUAAAGACAGUAGAUAUUAGUUUGAUCCUCUCUGAAGCCAUCCGCCGAAUCCACAAUGGGGAGUCCAUGGCCUAUCUCUUCCGUAACAUCACUGUGGAUGAUUAGAUUCUAAUGAUGUCCCUAUCCUGGGUUUCUUAAUGAGAAGGGAGAAGGAAAAGUGCAUGAAAAAAAUGCCAUAAAUUUAGAGAGAAAACAGCUCUUUUUUUUUUCUUUCUUUUUUUAGGGGUGGGGAGGGGGGGAAGGGGUGGCGCUGGGGAGAAGAGGGAAGACAUUAGGGACAGGAGCUGCAAGAUUGCAUAGCAAAAGUAAAACUGAACAGCACUAAUGCCCAUAGCCUUUUCUCCUCACCUAUUAUUAGGGGAAAUUAAACUAGUUGUUAUCAGAGCAUGAGGAGGCUGUGAAUUGAAAUACAAGUUGCUAAUGUUUGCCUCGCAUUCCAGAACUAAAAUGAGGGGGACAUUUGGAAGUCUUCUUGCUACAUGUUAACUGGUAGGAGUCUUGAUUUUGACUUCUAGUCUCUAUGAAUUGAGUAAUAGAGUUCAGAAGGGAACACUUCAUUUAAGCUGCUUGGAUGAGUAAGUAGCUCUCUGCAUGGCUGAUGUGCUAAACGUCCAUCUGCCAACUGAUAGCCUCAUUUCUACCUUACAGAUUUAUUUUUAUGAAAUGAGUUGCUGCAAGUAUGUUCAGCAGUAGCAGCCUAGAAUGACCUGCUGGUAGGAAUUGGACUUGUAGGUGUAUGUCCAAUCUGUCUUUCUCAGCAAGGCAGUGGGUACAGUUAUAAAGCACACCAGCCUUUUGUCCCUUGAGCCUUGAGUUUUUAUCAUGCCUCCAUGGCAAGUAAUGUGAGUCUGGUUCCUACUGAAAUGCUUACCUGAAAGCAAAAUCAGGCACUAGUUCUGAUGUGGCCAUGGGCUCACAGAUUGGCCACAACUAAAAUAUCAUGGUAGUAUGGGCCUGAGCAGGGGAAUCUCAGCACAGUAUCUGCCUCAAAUUACAGCAGUACUUUCCAAAACACUAACUCUCAACCUGCAGUACAAAGCUAGGAUUUUUUUUUAAUUUACUUUUGGCUCUUUCUAGCCCCCUUUGCCCUGCAGACAGCUGCCAUCUCUGGACCAGGUGGUUUGCUGUGGUAAAUGUAUUCACUUGGCAGCCUUGUUGAUCGAAGGAUGACACAGCUGCUUUAAAGCUAUUUUCAGAAACCUGCUAAAUGUCUUCUGCCCCUGGAGACCCUAGGCCUGGUUGCUUGCUCCUUUCUCAUGUAAUGCUCACCCUUGGCUAUUAAUGAAAAAGAAGAGCAGGUGGCUUUGAAAAGGAAUGCAGGGUUCCACUGUGUUGUGAUUCGAGUUUUUCUGGUCUCCCAUAAGACCCAAGGGUAUAUUCCAAAAUAAUCUGCUUUUUGACAGGGCCAGGUCAGUGUGCACUCUAGUUAGACCUAUAAUGUUUUCUGAACAACAAAGCAUUUUGAAGGGGGGCUAUUGCUUGGGAGAGAACAGGGCAGAGUUAUUUUGCUGUCUCUAGCAAGAGUUUUGUUUAUAGUAUUACUUAUCCAUCAACUUGUACCUACAUACGUCACUCGCAAGCGUUAACAAACACAUCCUGAGGGUGUUAAAGAGCAAAUGCUAGCACCGAGUCCAGAAAGAGCCUUGAGAUGGUUAAACAAACAAAAGGUCUUUUUCAGUGGAGUAAAAGUGCAUUCAAAGAGCUGUCGUCCUAGCUUGAAGCCACUCUGUAUGAAAUCACAAAACUGAAUGCAGGUAGUCGGCCUUCACUUCUGGUAUCCAGCUGUUGAACAAAACCUCCAAACCAAAUCUCACAAGCAAUAUCCAGGACUCUGCUUAAUGUAGUGACUAUGGAGGAUUUUACUGUGUUUACUAAGCACUAGGAAAAGUUACAGCUGUGCUCUGCUAUCAAGAUCACGUGCUUGGCUCCUCAGGGCUGCUUACUGUGUUUUAACAUGGUACUGUAUUUUAAGUAUUAUUGAAGGGAUUGACUGAAGUUUGAGUGUAUCCUUGUUCUUAACUA
Molecule: messenger RNA, 2951 nt
Organism: Alligator sinensis (Chinese alligator)
Lineage: Eukaryota; Metazoa; Chordata; Crocodylia; Alligatoridae
Gene: PRPSAP1
Product: phosphoribosyl pyrophosphate synthetase associated protein 1
Exons: 10
Coding region: 186-1034 (282 amino acids)
Biological process (GO): 5-phosphoribose 1-diphosphate biosynthetic process; purine nucleotide biosynthetic process
Cellular component (GO): ribose phosphate diphosphokinase complex; cytoplasm
Molecular function (GO): magnesium ion binding; ribose phosphate diphosphokinase activity
Source: RefSeq, a predicted model, not a curated record